Molecule: messenger RNA, 1051 nt
Organism: Magallana angulata
Lineage: Eukaryota; Metazoa; Mollusca; Bivalvia; Ostreida; Ostreidae
Product: orexin receptor type 2-like
Exons: 1
Coding region: 35-1051 (338 amino acids)
Biological process (GO): neuropeptide signaling pathway
Cellular component (GO): membrane
Molecular function (GO): neuropeptide receptor activity
Source: RefSeq, a predicted model, not a curated record
UCUACUAAAAGGCUGAAAACAAGAAAGGAACACCAUGGCGAAUGAAUCCAUAGCAGUCCUACUGACGGAGAGAAACGCGGAGAAAAUGUUCCCUAAUACCGUGAUCCACUUGAUUGAGGGUGGAGUUGGAGUAUUCGGAAACAUCGUUGUUCUUAUAAUGUACACGAAAUAUAUCGCCGAUAAGAGCGGUUCGAGGUACUUUAUUCCUAUUCUGGCUCUUGUGGACCUUUUUGGAUGUCUGUCAAACGUGAUCGAAUAUCACCUGGACAACACAAUGAUGUACACCUACCCAAGCGUUGCUCUGUGCAAAAUUUUACUGUUUCUUAUGAUUUUGACUGCGGGAUUUUCAGCUCAUCUGAUUUUCUCAAUUGCCCUGCAGCGGUAUCUGAUGAUUUGCCGCCCUCUGGGUCCACAAAUGACCAAAAGGUUCUGCAGAAUAGCCAUAGUGGUCAUCUUCGGUGUUUCAUUUGGAUAUUCGGCCCCUGUGUUAAAGUUCGCAAAUUUAUAUGAAAGAAUGACAAAAUUCAAUUCAGGAAAUUCCUCUCGUUACAUCACCUUAUUGUAUUGCCAUUUUGACGACAAGAGAGAAUCAAGUGUGAUGGUUCCAUAUUUCGGAACCCUUCUAUUUCUUACGUUCAUUAAUAUAAUAGCGACUUCCGGUUUAUACAUUCCUGUGACCAGAGCUAUAUAUCGAACACUCUUGACUUCCAAUGUUCAGGGCAAAGAACAUGGGAACAAACCUGCAACCAGCCAUAGAGCUGAACAAACUGCCACCCAGGAAACCAGUCGAAAACAGAAAGCGCGCAAAAAAAUCAGUGUCAUGUUUCUGGUGAUUAUUAUUGUGUACGUAGUUUCGUACAUGACGUCGCUAGUCACACAGAUCCACACUUUCGUAAAUCCUAUGUAUUUGACAGGAUUCCGACUCAACAUAUAUUACUUCUUUCUACGCUACAAUUUGCUUAACCAUAUCGCUAACCCGUAUAUCUACUGGUUCUACGACACCAAGUUUCGGAAGGAAUUACGUAGAUUGUGCUGUGGAAGAUUCCAUUAG